Molecule: messenger RNA, 627 nt
Organism: Dinoponera quadriceps
Lineage: Eukaryota; Metazoa; Arthropoda; Insecta; Hymenoptera; Formicidae
Product: cuticle protein 67, isoform A-like
Exons: 2
Coding region: 106-510 (134 amino acids)
Source: RefSeq, a predicted model, not a curated record
GGUCCGUCGCCGUUUGUCGGGCCAAGUAUAAAAGUACCGAUUGUCACUGAUGGUAGCACUCGCAUUUCGGCACAGACACGACAAAGUCGUUACACGCUAAACAUAAUGGCAGCUAAGUUUUUCGUAAUUUGCGCUCUGCUGGCCGCAGUCAACGCCGGCUACAUCGGAGUGCCAUCCGCCUUGCAGUACCAAAUCGCACCAAUAGCGCAGGUUCAUUCCCAUGCUAUCACGUCGACAUCCGAUAACAUAUUACGUAGCCAUGGAAAUUUGGCGCAAGUAGCCACGCAGACCAAGACCAUCGACACGCCGUUCUCCAGCUCGAGCAAAGCCGACAUUCGUGUGACCAAUCCUGCGGCCGUCGCCUACACGCACUUCGCUCAUCCGGCUACCCAGUUGACGUAUGCCGCCGCCGCUGCUCCAGCAGCCGCUCUCGGAGUCGCAUAUUCGCCAGCCGUCGAAGUGUCUCAUAUGAGCUACAGCAGCCCUAUCGGAGUCGCUUAUGCCUAUUAAAAAUCGACUGCAUAUACCCCGUACAUACAUAAACAACUUGACGAAUAUAUUAUUUAUUUGCGGGUAUAAUUUUGACGCAACUACUCGUGCGAUCGACCAAUGAAGGAGACCGUUCGA